Messenger RNA from Diorhabda carinulata, 2851 nucleotides. RefSeq names its product eukaryotic translation initiation factor 3 subunit C (gene eIF3c). The record is from RefSeq and is a predicted model, not a curated record. Gene Ontology annotation, molecular function: translation initiation factor activity; translation initiation factor binding; RNA binding. Gene Ontology annotation, biological process: translational initiation. Gene Ontology annotation, cellular component: eukaryotic translation initiation factor 3 complex. NCBI's taxonomy places the organism in Eukaryota, Metazoa, Arthropoda, Insecta, Coleoptera, Chrysomelidae. The coding region runs from base 131 to 2791 and encodes 886 amino acids. The transcript is spliced from 10 exons.
AUGACACCAGUUGGCAACGCUAAUGAUGUCAGUUUUUGACAAUACCCUUUCAACCCACGUUCUAACAUAAGUGUUGAACUGUAUCUUAAAAUAUUUUUUGUUGCUGUUACAAGUUGAUACCUUGUAAACCAUGAGUAGAUUUUUCGCCGGAUCCGAUUCAGACUCGGAUAGUUCAUCUGAGGAAGAGAUUAUUCAACGUCCCCAAGUUCCCGCUUAUACUUUCAGUGACGAUGAAGAAGAAGUGAAACGAGUAGUUAGAUCUGCAAAGGAAAAACGAUAUGAAGAACUUACCAAUAUCAUUAAACAAAUUCGUAAUUAUAAAAAAAUUAAGGAUAUGUCUAGCAUGCUUAACAGUUUUGAAGAAUUGCAAAAGGCUUAUCAAAAAGCAGUACCAGUAAUAAUAAAAGAAGAAAAUGGCCAAACUCCACGAUUUUUUAUUAGGUGCUUGGCUGAAAUGGAGGAUUUUAUCAAUGAAAUGUGGGAAGAUAGAGAGGGAAGAAAAAAUAUGAGUAAAAACAACAGUAAAUCUCUCACAUCCAUGAGGCAGAAGUUAAGAAAGUACUUGAAAGACUUUGAAGAUGAUUUGGCCAAAUUCAGAGAAAAUCCAGAACAGCCUGACGAUGAAGAGGAAGAAGAAAAGCCUGAAGCAGCAGAAGAUUCUGAAAAUGAAGCACCUCCCAAAAAUGCGUUUCUCAAAGCUCCACCUAAACAAACUGUUGUUGAUGAUAAAGAUGAAUCAUCAGAUUCGGAUGAUUGGCCAUCAGAUUCUGAAUCUAGCUCUGAAUCAUCAGAUGAUGAUGAAGGUAAAUACACUAGCAUGCGUGAACGAUUCUUGAAGAGAACUGGUCCUGCCCAUGAAGAAGAUGAAGAGAGGGAAAGAAGAAAGGAAGAAAAAAGAAAAGAGAGGAAAGAAAAAGGAAGAAAGUUGAAAAAAGAAGAAGAGGAGGAUGGAGAAGGAAAAUGGGAGACUGUUAAUCGAGGUUUUGCAAUUCCGAGUGAGAAACCAAAAAUGUUUGCAAAGGAUGCUGAAAUCGAUUUAAACCUUGUAAUUAAGAAAUUGAGUGAAAUAAUGGCUGCUAGAGGUAAAAAGCGUACGGAUCGUCGUGAACAAAUAGAGCUUUUACACGAAUUGCAAAAUGUUUCCGAACAACAUCAGCUUGGAGCUGCAAUGUUCAUCAAAAUCAAAUUGGCUAUCAUAUCCGCAAUUUUUGACUACAACCCAAAAGUUUCAGAUGCUAUGAAACCAGAGUAUUGGUUGAAACUAAUUGAAAGAAUGGCUGAAAUGUUGGGAAUGCUGUUGAAUACAAAUAAUUUAAUAGUAUCGGAAACUAUCACUGAAGAGAAUGAAAACUUAGAAGAACCACCAUAUCGUAUAAGAGGUUGUAUACUAACUUCAGUAGAAAGAUUGGAUGACGAGUUCACUAAACUUUUAAAAGAAUGCGACCCCCAUAGUAACGAAUAUGUUGAGAGAUUGAAAGAUGAAUGCAAAGUUUCUAACAUAAUUGAUAAAACUAUGAAGUAUUUAGAAAGAACUAACAUAGCAUCUGAGUUAUGUAGAAUAUAUUUACGUAAAAUAGAACAUUUGUACUACAAGUUUGACCCUCGAGUUUUGCAACAAAAAUCUGGUGAUAACAGUAUAUCUAAAGAUGAAGUAACAUCAGUACAAGAAAUGGAAAAGCUCUGCAAAUUCAUCUAUGCUAAGGAUAGUACAGAUCGUCUCAGAACUAGAGCUAUUUUGUCACACAUUUAUCACCAUGCUUUACACGACAAUUGGUUCCAAGCUAGAGAUUUGGUGUUGAUGUCUCAUUUGCAGGAAACUAUUCAACAUUCAGAUCCCAGCACACAGAUUUUAUAUAAUAGGAUGAUGGCACAUUUGGGUUUGUGUGCAUUUAGGCAUGCAAAUAUUAAAGAUGCUCAUAAUUGUUUAGUGGACUUGAUGAUGACAGGAAAACCAAAGGAGUUAUUAGCUCAAGGUUUACUUCCUCAGAGACAACAUGAACGUAGUAAAGAACAAGAGAAAAUAGAAAAGCAACGUCAAAUGCCGUUCCACAUGCAUAUAAAUUUGGAACUUUUAGAAUGCGUUUACCUAGUAUCCGCCAUGCUGAUUGAAAUACCCUACAUGGCCGCUCAUGAAUUCGACGCUAGACGUAGAAUGAUUUCUAAAACGUUUUAUCAACAAUUGCGUUCAUCAGAACGUCAAAGUUUGGUAGGGCCACCAGAAAGCAUGAGAGAGCAUGUAGUAGCAGCCGCUAAAGCUAUGAGAAAUGGAAAUUGGCUAGCUUGUAAUAAUUUUAUCAUCAACGAUAAAAUGAACGCUAAAGUUUGGGAUUUAUUUUAUCAAGCAGACCAAGUUAGAUCCAUGCUAACUAAAUUAAUAAAAGAAGAAUCUUUGAGAACUUAUUUGUUUACUUAUUCUCACGUGUACGAUUCUAUAUCCAUGGCGACGUUAUCGGAGAUGUUCCAAUUGGGAAAACCUGUUGUACAUUCUAUUAUAUCUAAAAUGAUAAUAAAUGAAGAACUUAUGGCAUCAUUGGACGAUCCAACUCAAACUGUUGUGAUGCACAGAAGUGAACCAUCUCGCUUACAAUCUUUAGCUUUACAACUGGCAGACAAAAUGAAUAAUUUUGUUGAUUCUAAUGAAAGAAUAUUGGAAACUAAACAAGGCAAUUUCUUCUUGCGUGGCGCAAAUCAGGGCAAUUUCCGAGGCGAAAGGCAAAAUUACCGAGGAAAUAAUCAAAACUGGGAUAGGCAAAGAAGGGACAGAGAAAGGAGAGAAAAAGAUAAUUAUUAAUGAGACUUUCAGUUUUCUAUUUGUAUUCAAUUACAUAUAAUAAAGAAUAACUUUAUUACA